GAGGCAGCUGACUUCCAAUAAGAGAAAAAGAGAGACAAAGAGACAGAGAGACUAUUUAUCUUGAACUCUUUGUUGUUCAGGCAUUGGGUUGAAAUGGUGCCCACCAUUUUUCUGAGUACCUUUGGGCUUUAUUUUACUGUUGCUGUGGCUUCAGAACCGCAGUACAUUCUAUGGGUCUCCUCUGUGAUGCAGAGUCAUUCUACAGAAAAAGCUUGUCUCCACCUUUUAAACCUUAAUGAAUCUGUAUACUUGAGUGUUGUCUUAGAGGAUAAUGAAUUCAAUACCACUAUCUUUGAGCAGUCUGUGGAGGAGGAGAACUUCUAUGAUUGUGCAGAUUUCAAGGUUUCUCAAAAGUCCUCUGAACAGUUGGCUUUUGUGACAUUGCUGGCUAAAGGAGAUACUCUUAAAAUCUUUGAGAGGAGGUCCGUAGUACUCACUUCAGAAGAGACAGUGACCUUUGUGCAAACAGACAAACCAAUCUAUAAACCUGGAGAGAAUGUUCAAAUUCGCAUUGUGACACUGAAUACCAAGUUCAAACCUGUUGAGGAUUUGUAUCCUUUAAUCACACUUCAGGACCCUCAAAACAAUGGGAUUUUUCAAUGGAAAAAUGUGACUUCUUUUCAAAAUAUUACCCAACUCUCAUUCCGAUUAAUUUCCGAACCAAUGUUUGGAGAUUAUUCUAUUGUCGUGAAAAGGAAGUCGGGAAAGACAUUGACACAUCAAUUUACUGUUAUUAGAUAUGUGUUACCCAAGUUUGAAGUUAAGGUCAAUGUACCACAAACAGUAACUAUUUUAGAUGAUGAAUUCCAAGUGGAUACAUGUGCUAAGUACACCUUUGGCCAGCCUGUGCAAGGGAAAGCCCAAAUCCGGGUGUGCAGAGAAUAUUAUUACUCUGGCAAUUGUCAGACUGACAACAAUGAAAUAUGUGAACAAUUCAUUGCACAGUUGGAAAAUGGUUGUGUUUCUCAAACUGUAAACACAAAAGUCUUCCAACUCCACCGUUCUGGACUUUACAUGUCAUUUCUUAUCACUGUAACUGCUACAGAAACUGGGACAGGUGUGCAGAUUAGUAAAAAGGCUUCUAUUACCACCACUCAAUUGCUUGGGAGUGUGAACUUUGAGAACAUGGACACUUUCUAUAGAAGAGGAAUUCCUUAUUUUGGAACUCUUAAAUUUUCCGGUCCUAAUGAUGAACCUAUGGUGAACAAGUUAUUGCAAUUGGAGCUCAAUGACAAAUUUAUAGGAAAUUACACCACAGAUGAGAAUGGUGAAGCUCAGUUAUCCAUUGACACUUCAGAUAUAUAUGAUCCAGAGUUCACCCUUAAAGCCACAUAUAUUUACCAUAAGAGCUGCUAUCUUCCCAGCUGGUUGACGCCUGAGUAUAGGGAUGACCAGUUCUCAGUCCCACGCUUUUACUCCCGAACUAACAGUUUCCUGAAGAUUGUUCCUGAACCAAAGCAACUUAGAUGUGAUCAACAGAAAAUUGUUACUGUGCAUUACUCACUAAACAGUGAAGCAUAUAGUGAUGAUUCAAAUAUAAACUUCUUUUAUUUGAUGAUGGCCAAAGGAACUAUCUUCCUCAGUGGACAGAAGGAAAUCAGAAACGAAGCGUGGAAUGGAAACUUCUCAUUCCCAGUCAACGUCAGUGCUUAUCUGGCUCCUGUGGCCACCAUGCUCGUCUACACCCUUCAUCCCGAUGGAGAAAUUGUAGCUGACAGUGUCAAAUUCCAGGUUGAGAAGUGCUUUAAAAACAAGGUUAGCAUAAAGUUCUCUAAGGAGCAGGGACUACCUGGAUCCACUACUAGCCUCUAUCUUCAGGCAGCCCCUGAUUCGUUCUGUGCACUCCGGGCUGUGGAUAAAAGUGUUCUACUGAAAUCGGAAGAAGAGCUGUCAGCUGAAAGUGUGUACGACCUUCUUCCAUAUGUAGAACUCUAUGGUUAUUUCUAUAAUGGUCUCAACCUUGAUGAUGGCAAAGUAGACCCUUGCAUUCCUCAGAAGGAUAUGUUUUAUAAUGGUUUGUAUUACGUAGCUGUAAGCAACAAUGAGGAUGGAGACACCUAUGAUAUUGUCAGGGAUAUGGGUCUGAAAAUCUUUACCAAUCUCCAUUACCGGAAACCAAAAAUAUGUUCAAUGGAGAGGAUGCCAUUUCCUAUGCCAUUGGAACUAGACAGAGAAUUAUAUGAACUGAUAUCCAGUGCCCCAUCUAGAAUUGCAUUCACGAAGGACAACUCUGACUCUGUAGAAUGGGCUAAAAUGGAAACAGUAAGAGCAAACUUUCCAGAGACAUGGAUAUGGGACCUCGUCAGAGUCAAUUCCUCAGGUUCAGCAAAUCUUUCAUUCCUCAUUCCCGACACUAUAACUCAAUGGGAAACAAAUGGCUUCUGUGUGAAUGGAGAUGCUGGAUUUGGCAUUUCGUCAACAAUUGCUCUGGAAGUCUCCCAAUCUUUUUUUGUUGAAAUGACCUUACCAUUUUCAGUUGUUCGAAAUGAACAAUCCGAUGUGAUUGUCAGUGUUUUCAGCUACCUGAAUACAUGUGCAGAGAUUUCUGUUCAACUGGAAUCAUCUCAGAAUUUUGAGGCAAAUAUCCAGACCCCUAAAAACAAUGGCAGUGAGAUUAUUCAAGCUGGAGAGAGGAAAACAUAUGUCUGGACUCUUGCACCUAAGAAAUUGGGUAAAGUGAAUAUCACUGUAGUUGCUGAGUCCAAACAAAGUAGUGCUUGCCCAAAUGGAACAACCGAGCAGCGAAAUCUAAACUGGAAAGAUACUGUGGUCAAAAGUUUAUUGGUAGAGCCUGAAGGUAUUGAAAAAGAAAUGACUCAAAGUUUCCUUAUCUGUACAAAAGGUACCAAAGCCUUCACACAGAUAGUUUUAGAUUUGCCACAUGGUGUGGUAGAAGGAUCCGCCAGGGCCUUUUUCACUGUUGUGGGGGAUCUUCUAGGACUUGCAAUGCAGAAUCUGGAGAAUCUUCUCCAAAUGCCCUGUGGAUGUGGAGAACCAAAUAUUGCCCUUCUAGCGUCUGAUACCUAUGUCCUUGACUAUCUGAAAUCUACCAAACAAUUGACAGAGGAAGUUAAAUCUAAGGCUUUUCUUUUCUUAUCUAAUGGUUAUCAAAAGCAAUUGUCUUUCAAAAACCCUGAUGGCUCAUAUAGUAUGUUUUGGCAAAGGAAUCAGAAAGGAAGCUUAUGGCUCAGUGCCCUUACUUUUAAGACAUUAGAGGGAAUGAAGAAAUAUAUUUUCAUUGAUGAACAAGUUCAACAACAGACCUUGAUCUGGCUUUCAAGCCAACAGGAAAGCAAUGGCUGCUUCAAAAGUGAUGGCAAGCUUUUCAACAAUGCCUGGGAGGUUGGAGAUGAAGAGGACAUUUUACUCACUGCUUACGUUGUUGGAGCGUUCCUUGAAGCUGGGCUCAAUUUCACUUUUCCUGCUCUACGAAAUGGCCUCUUCUGCCUAGAGGAAGCAUUGGAAAAUGGUGUCACCAAUGGCUAUAAUCAUGCAAUGCUAGCUUAUGCUUUUGCAUUAGUGGGAAAACCGGACAAAGUGGAAUUCUUACUCCAGAUCCUGGAUAAAGAUGCUACAAAAAUAAAUAACAUGAUAUAUUGGGAAAGCUCAAAGAAACCCAAGACAGAAGCAUCCCCAUUCUUUAUUCCUGGGACACUUUCUGCUAAGACUGAGAAGACUUGCUAUGUGCUGUUGGCUAUCGUUUCCCAGAAAACUCCUGACCUCACUUAUGCUAGUAAGAUUGUGCAGUGGCUUGUCCAACAAAUGAAUUCCCAUGGAGGCUUCUCUUCCACCCAGGGCACUGCUGUAUGUCUUCUUGCCAUAACCCGCUACAUGAAGUUAACCUUCUCUAAUGGCGAAAACAAUGUCACCUUUAGCAGUGAAGAAUCCAGUGAGGUUUUCCAGGUUAACAGUGAUAACCGCUUACUGGUCCAACGUUCAGAACUAACAAAAGCAGGUGGACAAUACACAGUAGGUGUGGAAGGACAAGGCUGUGCAUUUAUCCAGGCUACCCUUAGGUAUAAUGUGCUAUUACCUAACAAAGCAUCUGGAUUUUCCCUUUCCUUGGAAAUGGCAAAGAAAAACUCUUCAGAGAUAUUCCAGAGUAAUUUUGACUUGACUGUAACCUUCAAAUACAUUGGAAUGCACAAUAACUCCAAUAAGGUUCUUGUUGAUAUAAAAAUGCUAUCAGGAUUUACUCCAGUCAUGUCAUCCAUUGAGGAGCUUGAAAACAGUGGCCAAGUGAUGAAGAUUGAAGUCAAAAAUGACCAUGUUCUUUUCUACUUGGAAAAUGUUUCUGAUACAGCAAACAGUGUUACUUUCUCUGUUGAGCAAAGCAACCUUGUGUCCAACACUCAGCCAGCCCCAGUCAUGGUCUAUGAUUAUUAUGAAAAAGAUGAGUAUGCCAUUGCUUUUUACAAUGUCAACAAUGUUUCAGUUUCUCAGUGAGACAAAACAAGACACAGGUGGAAAGCAAUUUACUUUGAACAAACUCAUUCUUCUGUAUCCAACAUGGAAGAAAACUAUGCAUAUUCUGUAAACUGCUAUGACUUCUCUUCACAUUUUAUUUCUUUAUUAUCCAUUAAAUGCUGUGAUUU
Messenger RNA from Rhinolophus ferrumequinum (greater horseshoe bat), 4595 nucleotides. RefSeq names its product ovostatin homolog 2-like. The coding region runs from base 94 to 4446 and encodes 1450 amino acids. Lineage: Eukaryota; Metazoa; Chordata; Mammalia; Chiroptera; Rhinolophidae. Gene Ontology annotation, cellular component: extracellular region. The record is from RefSeq and is a predicted model, not a curated record. Gene Ontology annotation, molecular function: endopeptidase inhibitor activity. The transcript is spliced from 36 exons.